UUAUUGUCAUCAUCAUCAUUCUUGCUUAUAAGGAUUACAAAGUGCUUUCUUAACCCAUGUAGUAGGUAAUGUAAAUAUCAUCUCCAUUUUACAGUUGAGAAAACUGAAGUUUAGAAUGACUUUGAAGUUAGUAAAUGUGACAUUCCUUGAAAUAUAAUGUAUGAGAGGCAAUGAGCUAAAUAUAUUGCAUUUAAUGUAUCACAAUGUUUUUGGAAGACAUCAACAAUGUACAAAAGUUACUUGAGCUUAAAUGAUCCUGCUUAACUUGGCCAAGUCACUUAUCAUUUCUAAUAGCCUUCCCUUAAAUGAAGGGGAUGACACCAGAUGACUUCCAGAGUAUCCUGUCAGAUUUAAUCCUAUGCUUCCAAAUCUGAAGCUUCUUUUGCUUGACUCAAGGAAACGAUAUUGGGGACUAUAUCUCUGAUAGAUGUGGGAAUAAAAGAUCUGGUGACUGGGGAAAAAUAAAUCUUAACAUAUUGUAUAAUGUUUAGGAUUUAAAAAAAACUAUCAAUGACUUUAUAUAAAAUUGCUAUCAACAUUUCUGUAGCAUAAACAAUGGCUGAAAGCAGAGUUUACACAGGAUCAUAAUUACUUUUCAUUCAAGAAUUAAUUCAGCACACAUUAAGUAUUCUAUAAAUCCCGUGGUUCUUUAUCUUCCCAAGCCUCCAAAUGUGCCCACGGUGAAUAAAUAUGUAAGCUUCUGACAUUUACAGAAGAGACGCUUCUCAUCUGUAAUUCCAUCCCUCUUCACAAAGGUGUGCUGAUGUUGCAGGCUGCACCUCGGAGAAGGUACCAGGAGAAAAUAGGGUGAGAUAAAAUCAAUAUAAUUUUCACUUGUGACCUUACUCUAAGGUUAAGAGACAAACAAAGUGGAAGAAGGUGCUUUUGUUUUAGAAUAGUGGCGUUAAGGUGAGGAAGGACUGCGUCGGAGGAGAAGGGGAAAGGGCAAAGGGAGAUUCUGGCUUGAAAGAACAAACAUCCAGACCGUUCUCCCAGAAAUCAAGAUCAAAUGUUGUCAUCUUUAAAUUUCCCACCAGGAUAAGCAGAGGAGAUGGAGACACGAGUUUUCCUUUAAACGCCUGCACCGACCACAUACAACCGGCACCGGCCAACCCCCAGGUUCUCUUAAUUUGUUGAUGAAUUGAGGGAGCCACUCUACUCCAUCCCCAAUUUCAAGUGGGAAAGCUUGGGAAGUACGUGCGUUUUCCCACCCCUCAAAAAUCAUCCAAGAGUCGAGAGUUCGCACAGUUAUGAUUAUGAUUAUGGCUAUGAUUGAGGGCUAGUUCCUCCCCCCGGCACUCCUGAGCCCCUUUCCUCCAACUCCCCGCCCCGGCUUUCGUUCUUAGGGGGCUGCCCCUCGGAACUCCCGCCCCCUGGCGACGGCGCAGGCGGCCAGCGUCUGGCGGCUAUCUCUUUAAGUGACAGCUGUGGCUAGAGUCCCAAUCCGGGGCUUGACGUCAGUGCAGCUUCCCCGGGCAGCGGAGCUGGUCCUGCUGCCUGUGGCUCGCCUCGCGCUCGCCUGGCGCGCUCGCUCUCCUCUCCCGGCCGCCCGGGAGGCGACUUACUGUUGCUCCGGUGCCUCCUCCCUCCUCCCGGCUGCGAGCGGAGCGGCAGCCCGAGCGUCUCCCACUCAGCCCCUCGAGCCCGGGAGGAGCAGCCGUCAUUCCCCUGCCGCUGCAAAGGCGCCGGCACUAGCGUCCCUCCCCGCCCCGGGCGCCCCGAUGGAGAGCGAGGGCCACCGCUGCCGCCGCCGCUCCGAGCACUGAACCGCGGAGAGCGCAGCCGGCCGGAGGGCGUCGGGGCAGCCGGGCGCGCGAGAAGGCGACCCGAGGGCGUGACGGUGGCGGGAGGAGGGAGGGGGUGGGCGGCAGAGGGGAGCGGGCGAGAGACAGGGGGCUGCUUCCAGGGGUCGCUCGGCUGGCCGGGGGCAUGACCAUGGCUCUGAAGGACACGGGCAGCGGAGGCGGCACCAUCCUGCCCAUCAGCGACAUGAUCUCCUCCACUUCCCCGGCGCCGGCGGCCGCCGGCUCUUUCGCGGGUCCCUGCGCCCCGUCUCCCUUCCCCGAGGUGGUGGAGCUGAACGUGGGGGGCCAGGUCUACGUGACCAAGCACUCGACGCUGCUCAGCGUCCCGGACAGCACUUUGGCCAGCAUGUUCUCGCCGCCCAGCCCCCGGGGCGGCGGCCGGCGCCGCGGGGAGCUGCCCAGGGAUAGCCGGGCGCGCUUCUUCAUCGACCGGGACGGCUUCCUCUUCAGGUACGUGCUGGAUUACCUGCGGGACAAGCAGCUCUCCCUGCCCGAACACUUCCCGGAGAAGGAGCGGCUCUUGCGCGAGGCCGAGUACUUCCAGCUGGGCGACCUGGUCAAGCUGCUGUCGCCCAAGGUGACCAAGCAGAGCUCGCUCAACGACGAGGGCUGCCAGAGCGACCUGGAGGACAACCUGUCUCAGGGCAGCAGCGACCUGCUCCUGCUGCGGGGCGCCGCCUCGGCCGCCGCCGCCGCCGCCGCCGCCCCCGGGCCCGGCGGCAUCAGCAGCGGCUCCCUGCUGGACAAGCGCUCGGGCUUCCUCACGCUGGGCUACCGGGGCUCCUACACCACGGUGCGGGACAACCAGGCGGACGCCAAAUUCCGCCGCGUGGCGCGCAUCAUGGUGUGCGGCCGCAUCGCGCUGGCCAAGGAGGUCUUCGGGGACACCCUGAACGAGAGCCGGGACCCCGACCGCCCCCCGGAAAAGUACACGUCCCGCUUCUAUCUCAAGUUCACCUACUUGGAGCAGGCGUUCGACCGGCUGUCGGAGGCCGGCUUCCACAUGGUGGCGUGUAACUCCACGGGCACGGCAGCCUUCAUCAACCAGUACCGGGACGACAAGAUCUGGAGCAGCUACACCGAGUACAUCUUCUUCAGACCACCCCAGAAAACGGUGUCACCCAAGCAAGACCGGGAGGAUAGGAAGCAGGAUAAAGUCACAGACAAGGGCAGUGAAAGUGGGACUUCCUGUAAUGAGCUCUCCACGUCCAGUUGUGAUAGCCACUCAGAAGCCAGCACCCCACAAGACAACCCAGCUAAUGCCCAGCAGGCAGCAGCUCAUCAACCAAAUACUUUGACAUUGGAUCGUCCCUCCAAAAAGGCACCAGUGCAGUGGAUGCCACCUCCGGACAAACGCAGGAACAGUGAACUCUUUCAGACACUAAUUAGCAAGUCCCGUGAAACGAAUCUUUCUAAAAAGAAAGUGUGCGAGAAGUUGAGUGUGGAAGAAGAAAUGAAAAAAUGCAUUCAGGAUUUUAAAAAAAUCCACAUCCCCGAUUAUUUUCCAGAACGCAAACGCCAGUGGCAAUCGGAACUGUUACAGAAGUAUGGGUUAUAGUAAUGGUCCGCUUCACAAAAUAGUUCAAGAAAUAUCCAAUGUUGAUUUACUUAUCAGUACCUGACUGAUGUCUUCCUUAUGGUCUAUUCUGCAGUCAGUGUGGUCCUUGCUGCUCUUCCGUAAAUAGUAGAUGGUGGACAGUACCUGGUUUUGUUUUGUUUUGUUUUCUAAAAAAUGAAAAAAAAAAAAAACCGAAAUGAAACACGCAAAUACAAAAUGAAAAAUGAUGUGUCUGAUCUAAAGCGGUUUGUAAGCGUGAAGUGGAAAUGUGCAUGAUCAAGAGUCUUGAAAUCUUGAUUUUUCAAGCUCUAGUCAACUGGACAUCUUGUCAUUUUGUAGUCCAUCAAACACCAGUCAUCGUAUCACCCCAUGUUCUGUCACCAAUAAACAUGACUUAAUAUGGAUGAAGCAACAUGAAGUAUAAAAUAUUAGAAGAUGGUUAUAGAACCCAGUCCCCAACUGUCUCAUUGUUUAAUGCAAUAAAGCAAAUCUCUCUUUUGCAUGAGCACAAUGUUAAAAAAUAAGUCACACACACAAAAGGAAAGACCGGUAGGUUGUUUGGAUAAAUAUUUGUUUCAGGCCAAACUGAUAUAUUUAAGGGGUGUUGGGGAUUGAAUUUAUUUUGUUCCAGAUCUGUGAUUUUCCUGUGUGUAUGGUGUUCCCUAUGUAAAGAUGGUGUAAAUAUGCCUUAUACUGUUUUAUUAUGGCACCAACAUUCAUCUAUUAGUGCUCGUCAGGAUUAUUUCUGUGAAAUGCAAACAUUGCAGCAGAUUGUGAAAAUUGAUCUGAUGGUACUCUGAAAGUUCCUGUUUAUCAUGCUAGUCAACAACCUUGGACAAAUGGAAAAAAAAAACAUCUUAAUGUGUCUAUUAAAAAGGAACAUGUGAUAGAAUGA
Sarcophilus harrisii (Tasmanian devil) is the source of this 4258-nucleotide messenger RNA. RefSeq names its product potassium channel tetramerization domain containing 8 (gene KCTD8). NCBI's taxonomy places the organism in Eukaryota, Metazoa, Chordata, Mammalia, Dasyuromorphia, Dasyuridae. Bases 1930 to 3363 code for a protein of 477 amino acids. The record is from RefSeq and is a predicted model, not a curated record. The transcript is spliced from 2 exons. Gene Ontology annotation, biological process: protein homooligomerization; regulation of G protein-coupled receptor signaling pathway. Gene Ontology annotation, molecular function: protein binding.